GAUGAAUAAUUCGAAACCAACAUAAUUCAUGUGUUUUGAGAUUUGGUGCAUAAAGAGGACAAUAAUAUUUUUAUUUACAAAAAAAUAUUGUAAACUCGUCCAAAAUUUCAACAUUAAAAUUGUCUUGAUUCAAUUUUUCAUUCUAAUUAAUGGGAUUAAUCGAUGAUGAGCUAUCAGAAGUCAGAAAACUUUGUGAACAUGUCGUCCCAGGUACAAAACUCGUGUCUUGUGUGCGGACAAUGGUUCGGGCAGAAAUAAAAAGAACAGACUAUAAAAAACUUGUUGUGUGUAUUCAAUUUAGAGAUGACUACCCGAAAACAUUGUUGCUUUUAGAGCUAAAGAGCAAAACGUUGUCCGACAAGUUACUACUAAAACUUACCGAUGUUUGCGAACAAGAAAUAAAAAAGUAUUUGGGGAAGCCCCAGGUGCUUAAUACCAUAAAAUUUUUACGUAAUUUCCUUGACGAAAAUCCUCUCUCUUGUUGUUACGAUGAAAUAAGUAAUAUCCGGAAGUUAUUCCAAGCCGACGAACUAAAAUUAAAACAAAAAAGCUCAACUGUUGUUUUUAACCUCAAAAACGAAGAGUAUUAUUUAACUUGCAGAAUUUUUGUUCCAGAUAAUUAUUAUUUAUCAGCUGUAGAAUUACAGCAAGUUAAUACAAACUUCUCUCCAGCUUUGCAACGUUAUAUAAUUUCUCAAGCUCAGGAAAUUGCUAGAAAGUGUGUAGAGCCUCCUUUAAAGAAAAAACCUCGAGAACCAGAAUUUAAACCUGUUCCAUCUCUUCAAAAGUGUGUAGAAUUUUUGGUUGAUUGCAUAAAAAGACUUCCAGGGGAACAUUGCCAAUUUUGUAACAAAAUUUGUUUUCCUUCUGAUCCAAAGUUGCUUGAAAAUGAUGAAAAUUCACCCAAGCAUAUUGAGAGAAUAUACUGCGGGCAUUUGUUUCAUCAAGAGUGCUUUUUCAAUUACAUGAAACAACCUCCGUUUGGUAACAAACAUUGUGGAAUAUGCGGUAAAAAAAUUUACCACUUCAAAUGGUCCCUGUCAGAUAAAUUGGCCGAAGAGAGAUGGGCACAUGAACAAGCCAGAGAAAGGGAACUGCAAGAGGUAGUGGACUUUUUCGAGUAAACGAAUUUUUCAUUAGCAAUAGGAAAAAGAAAAAUAUAUAUAUUACCACUUUUAUAUUGACUAUUUUAAUUUAUUUACACGUUUUUAAUGGG
This is a messenger RNA of Diorhabda carinulata, 1216 nucleotides long. RefSeq lists its product as uncharacterized. The transcript has 3 exons. Lineage: Eukaryota; Metazoa; Arthropoda; Insecta; Coleoptera; Chrysomelidae. Gene Ontology annotation, molecular function: protein binding. The record is from RefSeq and is a predicted model, not a curated record. Bases 150 to 1124 code for a protein of 324 amino acids.